This is a messenger RNA of Linum trigynum, 4059 nucleotides long. Lineage: Eukaryota; Viridiplantae; Streptophyta; Magnoliopsida; Malpighiales; Linaceae. The record is from the annotation of a GenBank genome assembly.
CUACUCCGCCACUUGCCUGUCCAACAAACAAGACAAAAUAUUAAUUUCCGUCGGACCAGUCUCGUGCAAUUUUCCGAGCAAAGUGCAGAGCAUAACUUUACUGAGUUCCCCGGAAAAUACCUUCUGUAAGAGCUUUAUAUCCUACCCGGUGUCCGCGUUUCUUCUUCAAUCUUUCUCUAUUGCUUCGUUCUCUAAGGGCACGGAAGAGGAAUGAAAUCGGGAAGGUCAACUGAGUUUACUUGUGGAAGCGGGAAUCCAAGGAUCUCAGUAAGUGCUUAACCCGUUUGCUGGAUUUGAUCCUAUCCAUAAACCUUUAGUUCUGUGAUUCACAUAGCCUGGACUGAAAUGGUGAAUCUCUUGAGAGUUCCUUUUCUCCUCUUUUUUGUCCCAUGGUGAAGUCGCCGCCCUAAUUUCUUACUGACUACAUAGCUGCUUGUCUGAAUGGGUUCGCGUUAAGCUUCGAUUUCUUUGAUGUGUUACUGAAUUCCGGCAUUUUGUGAUUAUUUUGGGAUCUGGAUGGGCGAGUAAAGCUAUCCUGGAAACUAAAUUAGUGAGAUUGAAGGAUUCAAGAGUGAGUCUCUUUGAUUGGUGAAGGUGGUCCUCUUAAUUCUUCAUGCCAAAUAUGAUGCUUUCAAAAACUGAGUAUGCAAAUGCUGAAGAGGACGAAAAAAUGCAUAGUGGCCAGUUGUUGCGUGACAUAGAGGCAAUAAGCAGAGCUCUUUACCUGCAGAAACCCCGAUCUGAUGUUCGUUCGAAAUCCGUAGGGAAAACACGUGCUACAUGUUCUAAACCCAGAAUCUCUGAUGAGCAUCACCAUUUUAAUGAAAAGAACUCGGUAUGGAACUGGAAGAAGUCCCUGAAAUCUUUGGCACAUAUUGGUCACAAGAGGUUUGAUGUUUGUUUCUUUCUCCAUGUUCAUUCGAUUGAAGGGCUACCCCUGGGUUUCAAUGACCUUAGUUUGUCGGUGCAUUGCAAGAGGAAAGAUCAUGUUGUGAGCUCCCGGCCUUCAAGGGUUAUGCGUGGAGUUGCUGAAUUCGAUGAGGCUUUGAUGCACAGAUGUUAUGUAUAUGGGAGCAGAACUGGACCUCAGAAUUCUGCAAAAUAUGAUGGAAAGCUUUUCGUGAUCUAUGUUUCUGUAACGGGUACUCUUGAUAUUGACUUUGGAAAGCGGUGGGUGGAUCUUACGAAGCUGCUGCCUUGUACUUUGGAGGAACUGGAGACUGAGAAGAACAGUGGUAAAUGGACUACUAGCUUUGGACUUGCGGGUAAAGCCAAGGGUGCAACCUUGAAUGUUAGUUUUGGUUUUUCUCUGGAGAGAGAUAGAAAUUCUGUAUCACAAGUGAAUCAGAAUUCCUCUGUGCUUGAUCACUUGACUCCCUACUUUCCACGCAACACAGAAGCAAGAAUGAGAUUUGCAGCUUCUAUGAGUGACGAGAUUCAUUGUGUUAGAAGUAUACCUCAUAGUAUGAACCAUGAGAAUCCUCUAUGUUUUCAGUCUGUUGAUGUAAAAAAAUUCGAUGAAGUUCCGCAAAAUGUAGGAUUGGAGCUUUCCAAGUCGAUAAAGUUUCUGUACCAGAAACUUAAUGAGGUUAACUUGCAUAAUUCAGAUGAUCUGGAUGCUUUAGCUGCUCAUCUAUGGCCGGAGAACUCUAACGUGGGUUUGGACCUUGAUAGAAGUUCUAGCAAAGAUGGCUGUGAUGAUGAAUUUGAAUUCACCAUCAUAGAUCAAGGGAUAGAAAUGCCAGAGAAGUUUGAGUCGGAAAUCAUGAGAACUUGUCCUUCUGAUGUUGGACUUGAUGGUUCUGUAAUUGAAACUGUUGAUAUCAAUGAAAUCAUUAUGGAUGAUGACGAAUCCAUUGCUGCACAAAAAAUGUCUCAUGUACAGGAGAUCGUAGAUGAUAUAGGAAGUCUUUUGGUAGCUCCCUCGGAUGACGAAAAGAAAACUAGAUCUGUAUAUGGAUCAUCCUCAGAAGAUCCAGAGGCAGUCUGUUUAGUUCCUGGAGAUUAUGCUGUUGAGUCUCCUUCAUCUUUUAAUUACUUUACCGAGCAUGAAAAUUAUAUGGAGAUGAAGUCAGAUUGUGCUACACACAGUAGUGUUAAGAGAUCACUCAGUUUUGAUGAAGUCACUGAGUCUGUGGCUAAUGAUUUCUUAAAUAUGCUGGGAAGUGAUGGUGGAUCCUUUCGGAUAAAUUCAGAUUGUAUUGCUGAGUCUCCAAGAGAGCGCCUCUUAAGAGAGUUUGAGAAAGACGCUCUUUCAUGUGGCGACUUUAUCAUGGAUUGUAACUUAUCUAGAGAUGAUGGCAGAUCCGCUUAUGUUGGUGAAGCGGGAUCCAGUUAUGGGAGUAUUUGUCAGGAUUUUGAUCAUCCCUUGAGUAUACGGACUUUAAGGAAGGAACAACCCCUGGCUAUUGAGUUGCCAAGUAGGAGGACCACGGUCAGAGUGCUUGAGGACAUGGAGACUGAAGCUUUAAUGAGAGAAUGGGGAUUAAACGAGGAUGCAUUCCAGAGCUCUCCACAUGAUUACUCUGGUGGAUUUGGUAGUCCAAUAGAAGUUGCUUGUGGGAAGGCAUUCGAGCUGCCGCCUCUAGGUGAUGGUUUUGGACCUUUAUUGCGAAUCAGAAACGGUGGUUAUUUGAGGUCUACCAGUUCUAUUUAUGGACAUUCUAAAAAUGUUCGAAAUUUGAACAUACAAAUAUCACCCCAGGUUGUCCUCCCUGCUACAAUGGGUUGUGAUAUAUUGGAGAUAUUACAGCAUUUGGCAUCCGUUGGAACCGAGAAGCUUUCCUCCCAAACAAAGAGACUAAUGCCUUUACAGGAUUUAACAGGGCAGUCACUAGACCAAAUAGUCCUUGCUCCAACACGCAGUGCAGCUUCAACUCAUAGGUUUGAUAGCCCCUCUUUGUACUCAAAUGUUUGUGAUUCUGAGAUGGCAUCAGAGUAUGUAUCACUUGAGGAUCUUGUCCCUCUGGCAUUGGAUAAGAUUGAGGUCCUGUCAAUUCAGGGUUUAAGGAUCCAGUCGGGCAUGUCUGAUGAAAUGUCACCUGAAACCAUAUGUCCCCCCCAGUCUGGUAGAGAAUUACACGUGCUUGAUGACAUAAGGGAAAAUAGUAGCGCUGCUGUUGGAUUGUUGGACCUUUCUCUGACAUUGGAUGAAUGGUUGAGGAUUGAUGCUGGAAUGAGCAAUGAAGGGGAAGUUAGCCAGCAGGCAACAGCAGUUUUGAGAGCUCAUCAGGCUAAGCCCAUUAACAUUGUUAGUGAUAUUUUGGGAGGAGGAUCGCCAGUAAGGUAUGGUGUGUUGGGUAACAACCUUACUGUAGCUUUCAUGAUACAGCUCAGGGAUCCCCUUCGAGAUUGUGAACCUGUGGGUGCAUUGAUGCUUGCUCUAAUACAAGCACAGAGAGAGUUUCUGCAUUUAGAUCUGGCCGAAGAGGGUCCCAUUGGGUUCAAAAUCUGUGAUGUCCAUGUUUCUGGGUUGAACACUGACCCAGGAAGGACGCAGCUCUGGGGUACAAAAGCCCAGCAGCAAUCUGGAGUUCGGUGGCUGCUUGCUAGUGGCUUAUCCAAGUCCCAUAAAUACCCAGUUUCCAACUCUAAGGCAAUUGUCGUAUCACACCCACAACAAAAUUCAAAGGUGGCAACUGGUGACAUCUUGUGGAGCAUAAGCUGUGGUUGGGAAGAAGGGGCAGGGUUUACGAGGAAUCCAGAUGUUGAGAUUCCAGGACAAUGCCAUUAGGCCUGCUAAGACCGUAAUUCGACUGGGCGUUUUCAUUUUUGGCUUGGUAUCUUGUUGGUUGUGAUUGUUCUGUUUUUACUUUUUAGCGUGUUUAUAAACACUGGACUCGGAAGAAGAAACUGUAUAGCCUGAUGCCAUAGCAGGCCCGAGGAAGUAGAAAGCUUUCUCGUAGUGUGGGAUUGGGGCCGUCCUUGGUACGUACAAUACAAUAUUGUAUAUUGGAUUGAAAGUUUGAAUUACAGUGUUAUGUGGAAAAGGGUGUUUGGUGGGCAUGUUGUAGCGUGGUUGUGACUUGUGAGAGCGUAUAAUGAAAAUUUUAGUGGUAG